This is a messenger RNA of Caenorhabditis sp. 36 PRJEB53466, 1370 nucleotides long. The record is from the annotation of a GenBank genome assembly. Lineage: Eukaryota; Metazoa; Nematoda; Chromadorea; Rhabditida; Rhabditidae.
AUGAAUUACCUUCUUAUACCUAUUCUCGUACUGUCUACUUUUUAUUCAGUAGAGUCAAAGGUGACCCUUCCCCUCCCAGUCUUUUCAGAAUCAUCAACUACGAUUUCUAUAGGUCAGAUGCCCCAAAAGUCCGUUCGGCACCGAAUUAGAAUGUGCUUUCGAGUGCUGCACUUCCUUUGAGGGGCCGAAUCAGGGAUACUACUGCUGUGGAAUCGAAGAGAAGCAACUUCUGGAGAGGGACGGAGCCAAUGGAAUCGAUCAUCGGGCCGAGCGAUUCGUGGCGUACGGUAACACCUUCCAGUGAGUUUUGAUUCUGAAUGCGUUUCUGAAUACUCUCUCCUCACAGAGUGGACUACACAAUGCUGGUGAUCGGUCUGAUUGUCUCGAUCAUCAUUUCGAUCCUCCUCUCCUUCUUCUGCUGCCUUCUCUGCAACGGAUGCUGGCUGCACCGUCGUCGCAACCCGCAACAGUACGAAAGUGUGCACGACAACGGAUGGUACCCGAUCUGCUGUGAGUUCUUCUUCUUCUUCUUCCUCUUCCUCUUCUUCUUCUUCUUCGGCGCAGCUUUUGCUGCCCUACCAGUAGUACCUUGGCACACACAAAGUUUUCCACGUCUGUGUCUCUCCGCCUCAAGAGAGUUUUACUGUUUGUUCGCUCUUGCAUCUUUUCUUCGCAAGCCCCCUACAGUUGACUAAUCAGCAAACGAAAUUGAAAGUUGUUGGGCGUUGUCCACUGCGUGAGACUUGUUUUUGACACACAUGUGAUGGUCAUUUGGAGACGAACAGAUGAAAAGACGAAAAAGAAGAAAAAGAAGAAGAAGAAGAAGGAAAUGAUAUCAAUGUUACAGGCGGAUUCGGAAUUCCAAUGGGAACUGUCGUCUUCUCGACGCAUCCGCCCCAGUAUCGUGAGGAGAGCGAGAUGUACACGGGCUCUUCCAUGUCCAGCUUGCCGAGCUCCAAGCAGCGGUCAGUUUGAGUUGGAAUGGGGCAGACUGUUCUUCGGAUCUGAAACUUUUGUUCUGUUGAAACUAUAGUCCCGAUCGCAUCAUUUGAUUAGAACUUAUUGAAGAGUUAAACUUUCAACGACAAAUCUCAGGUGCCUGUAGAGAUCAAAAACAUUGGGAUGCGCUUCUAUAUCCAAUAGUGCUGAAACUUUUCCCGAGUUUAUUCUAUAUCAAAAAUAAUAGCCACACAAACUUUGGGAUCCAUUUAUGAUAAAAAAGUCAAAACUUCUGAGCAAUUGGUUGAUUCUCUUUCAUGAAACGUCUUCAUUCCAUUCCUUUCAGCGUGCGUUUCAACCCGGACGGUACGCCACGUGGAGUCCUGAAGAACGGUCACGAAGGAGGACAGCCGCAGUACUACAGAGACUGA